ACCCAGCCAGGAUGGAGUUGCUGAAUAUUCGAGUGACGUAGGUAAUGGGAACAAAGUAAUGCCCAUGGCCGUUUUCGAAUCAGCUCCGCCGAGGGAAGCUCUCGAGUUGGUGGACCAUUUCCGGGCAACACUGUGGGCAUCGUCCACAACAUCUAACGCCGACGUUUUCGUUGCUCUUCAUGUCAUUGAUGGAGACCGAGAGGUUUCGUACUGCACGUACGAGCCGGGAUCUGUCGCCCCAUUGACUUGGAGAUGCCUCAAAGUCUCUCGUCGAGCGACCGAUCCUGAGCGGAGCACGAAAGAACGCCCCUGGCACACUCAUCGGCGCGAAGAUACCUAGCCCUUCGUCCCGGGAGAAGUGUUCAAGAUUGAUGUCGAGAUAAUGCCAGCCACUGGACGUGUUCAAAGGGGAAAUUGGCUGCGCAUCAAGAAUCUCGCCGGUGGGCCCUGUAUGUCCGCGGGAUGGGAGCGCGAGUACGAUGCAUCGUAUCAUGCCGGCGUCAUUAAUCGCAUCUUGACUGGAACUUCAUUUCCCAGCUCCAUUGCGAUUCCUGUUGUUCCUCGCCAGGACUUGUAGAUGGUCAAGGCUUGUAGCCAAGUAUAGGUAUGUUUCCUCAUCAAGCCGAGUUUAGAGGCCCGGAGUGAUGCCAAUACUGCUGGUUUCUUCAUACAUAGGUAUGUACGUAGUAUGUACCUGCCUGUACUCAAUGGCGCAAGAUUUUUCGAGGAAGGCGUAAAUGAACAAGCGUUGAAUUUUUCACUGACCCAGAAGAAGGAAUCGCCUGAUAUCCGCCGGAUGCGUGUGCCAUGCUGAGGUUGGGCCUAUGCGUACCAUGGAGAACAGU
Messenger RNA from Trichoderma virens Gv29-8, 845 nucleotides. RefSeq lists its product as uncharacterized. Gene Ontology annotation, molecular function: dipeptidyl-peptidase activity. The coding region runs from base 59 to 340 and encodes 93 amino acids. NCBI's taxonomy places the organism in Eukaryota, Fungi, Ascomycota, Sordariomycetes, Hypocreales, Hypocreaceae. The record is from RefSeq and is a predicted model, not a curated record. The transcript has a single exon.